AUCUUAUUUUUUUUUCUUCUUCUUCUUCAUUCCUUUAAACUAUUUGAAUAUGGAUUCUCAACUUAUCAAGACAGUGAAUAAACUUCAAGAUGCAUUUGCUACUGUGGGUGUACACAAUCCUGUUGAUUUACCUCAAAUUACUGUCAUCGGGUCUCAGUCAAGUGGUAAAAGUUCGGUUUUAGAAAACAUUGUGGGUCGAGACUUUUUACCAAGAGGUACUGGUAUUGUUACUCGAAGACCUUUGAUAUUGCAACUUAUCAACCGACCUGCUGAAUCAUCUACUGAUAAAGAUACCAAGACAAAUGAUAAGGAAAAUCCUAACGAAUGGGGUGAAUUCCUUCAUCUUCCUGGUGAAAAGUUUUACAAUUUUGACAAGAUACGAGAAGAAAUAAUUAGAGAUACUGAACUCAAGACUGGAAAAAAUACUGGUAUCUCCCCUCAGCCUAUCAAUUUACGUAUCUUUUCUCCCAAUGUAUUGACUUUAACCAUGGUGGAUUUACCUGGUUUGACAAAGGUACCUGUUGGAGAUCAACCAAAGGAUAUUGAAAAACAAAUUCGUGAAAUGAUCUGCAAAUAUAUCACCAAACCAAAUGCCAUUAUUUUAGCUGUUACAGCUGCCAACACUGAUUUAGCAAAUUCAGAUGGAUUGAAAUUAGCAAGAGAAGUCGAUCCUGAAGGAUUAAGAACUAUUGGUGUACUUACAAAAGUGGAUUUAAUGGAUCAAGGAACAGAUGUCAUUGAUAUUUUGGCUGGUCGUGUGAUUCCCUUACGUUUAGGUUAUGUACCAGUAGUGAAUCGUGGACAGCGUGAUAUUGAUAGCAAGAAAAGUAUCACUAAAGCACUCUCAGCAGAAAAAGAUUUCUUUGAAAAUCAUGCAUCUUAUCGCAGCAAAGCUCAAUAUUGUGGUACUCCUUUUUUGGCUAGAAAAUUGAACAUGAUUUUGAUGCAUCAUAUUCGAAAUACUUUACCGGAAAUUAAGGCAAAAAUUCAAAAUGCUUUGGUCAAAUAUCAACAAGAACUUGCUCAGUUGGGUGAUCCUCUUGGUGAUGGCUCCGCAAAUCAAGCCAAUUUGGUCCUCAAUAUUAUCACUGAAUUCUGUACUGAAUUUCGUACUAUCAUUGAUGGUAAUUCUAAUGAUCUAUCAAGCUUUGAAUUAUCUGGUGGUGCUCGUAUUAGUUUUGUCUUUCAUGAACUCUAUUCAAAUGGUGUCAAAAGUGUAGAUCCUUUAGAACAAAUCAAGGAUGUGGAUAUUCGCACCAUUUUGUACAACUCUUCGGGUUCCUCUCCUGCUUUAUUCGUUGCCACAACUGCUUUUGAAGUGAUCAUCAAACAACAGAUCAAAAGAUUAGAGGAACCUAGCAUCAAAUGUAUCAAUAUGGUAUAUGAUGAACUUGUCCGGAUAUUAGGACAACUUUUAGGCAAACAGUUCUUCAAACGUUUCCCUACUCUCAAAGAAAAGUUUUACCAAGUUGUUCUUUCCUUCUUCAAAAAAGCAUUGAAUCCUACCACGAAACUUGUAUCAGACCUUGUAGCAAUGGAAGCUUGUUAUAUUAACACUGGUCAUCCUGAUUUCUUGAAUGGUCACCAAGCCAUUGCUCUUGUCAACGAACAACUUCAAGCUAAAACUCAACCAACGGCACCAACAAGUGAAGUUAAACAGCAAACCAAAACUCCCCAACAAUUAGCUCUUCAGACAGGUCAACAAACAACAACUUCCAACAGUGAUGAAAGUGGAUUCUUUGGUAGCUUUUUCUCUGGUCCCAAGAAAACAAAAAAGAUGAGUGGAUUGAUGGAAGCGCCCCCUUCAACUCUCAAGGCCACUGGCGCAUUGUCAGAUCGUGAAUAUAUGGAAACUGAAGUAAUCAAAUUGUUGAUUCAAUCGUAUUACAACAUUGUCAAGCGAACGAUGAUCGAUAUGGUGCCCAAAGCUAUCAUGCUCAAUCUUGUUACUCAUGCCAAGGAAGAAUUGCAAAGGGAAUUAUUGACCGAAUUAUACAAAGCCGAUGUACUAGAUGAACUUUUAGAAGAAUCCGAAUUUACCCAACAAAGGCGGAAGGAAUGCAAGAAAAUGAUUGAAGCAUUACAAAAGGCUGAUGAAAUUGUCGGAUCUGUUUGAAUGACCAGUAUCCUUCUUUUAGUCUAGUUUAUAUAAUAUAUUAUCGUUCAUUAUUAGAUUAUGCUUUCAAUUUUUUUUUUUUUUGGUCUUCAUUCUAUAUAUCACAAUAAACAUGGUAGUGUGUAUUUAUGUCUUAUAAAAUACUUUUAUUAUUCUUUAUUUUACUUUAAAAGAAUAUUCCCAAUUCGACUCUUUAUCAUAUCACAUCCAUCUACACAUCAAUUAAAC
Molecule: messenger RNA, 2344 nt
Organism: Halteromyces radiatus
Lineage: Eukaryota; Fungi; Mucoromycota; Mucoromycetes; Mucorales; Cunninghamellaceae
Product: Dynamin central region-domain-containing protein
Exons: 11
Coding region: 50-2116 (688 amino acids)
Biological process (GO): peroxisome organization
Cellular component (GO): microtubule; peroxisome; membrane
Molecular function (GO): GTP binding; GTPase activity; microtubule binding
Source: RefSeq, a predicted model, not a curated record